AUGAAGGAAAACAACAUUUGCAUUAUGGAGUAUAUUGAUAAGAUAGAUUUUGUCGAUCCCCGCCUCUUAUAUCAAACCGGCGGCCGCCUAAGACAAACUAAAAACACCGUCGCGGAAGGACAUUACACUAGUUGUUUUAAUUGCUUACUACCAGCUUUCACUUGCGGACAAUAUUCUGAUUGUAAUCAAUACAAUGGCAAAUGCUCAUGUCCACCGGGAUUCGGUGGCGAUGAUUGUCUUCAACCUGCAGAUGGCCAGGAUCGACCGAUGCGAACAACGGACUCGUGCGUUUGCGAAGAUGGCUGGACUGGAAUCAACUGCAAUGUCUGUACGAACAAUAAAGCAUGUAAUGCUCUAAUGCCGGAAAAAGAGGGAGGCGUAUGUUAUCAGAAUGGCGAGGUUGUGAAGGAGAACUACCAGAUGUGCGAUGUUACGAAUAGGAAGAUUGUAGACAUCUUGGACGGGAAGAAGCCGCAGGUCACCUUUACCUGUAACGCCGAAGUAGAAACCUGCGACUUUCAAUUCUGGGUUGACGAAAAAGAGUCAUUUUACUGUUCCCUGGAUACUUGUACAUCUGGCGCCGCAAAUGAUUACGACCGAAACUCGACCAGCGCAAAAUGUGAAAACAUCGAGUGCAAGUGUGUUCCGGAUAGGAUGCUUUGCGGUGAAAAUGGAUCGGUUGAUAUCUCGGACUUCCUCGAUCAAGAAAUUAGAGGUCCCGCAACCUUUAAUUGUGAGCAGAAAGGUGGAAGCAAUGAGUGCACUUUUAAAGAACCUCAAAUGGAUCUACUCAUUCAACAAAUGUUCGGCGACAGCAGUAUCUUUAUCAACUGUCAAGCCGGAGAAUGUCUCUACGAAACCGAGAUUCCCGGAUAUGAACGACCAAUCAAGAGAAUCAAUACACCUCUGAUCGCAGGUGUUAUCGCAGCUGCAUCUCUAUUUGUUGUUGGCGUUAUCAUGCUAGUUUGGUACUUGUCCCGAAGGCAAUUCAAAUACGGACCUAUCCAUCUAGACGAUUCCGAUGACGAGAGCAUUAAGCUAAUGACUGAUCACAAGCCCGCGUCACUAUAUUUCGAGAAUGUUUCAUACAAUCUAAAUGGAAAGCAGAUUUUAAGUGGUGUUCAGGGAGUAGCUCAUCCUGGUGAGAUUAUGGCUAUCAUGGGGGCUUCGGGAGCUGGAAAAACCACAUUUCUUGAUAUUCUUGCUCGUAAGAACAAGCGCGGCGUUGUCCAAGGAAACUUUUAUGUAAAUGGCGAAAAGGUUACAGAUAACGAAUACAGAAGUGUCAUUGGGUUUGUUGAUCAAGAAGAUGCUAUGCUACCUACACUUACCGUUCAUGAAACCAUCAUGACCAGCGCUCUUUUGAGACUGCCAAGAGAUAUGGGAAGAUCCGCCAAGGAACAAAGAGUCUUCGAAGUAGAGCGACAGCUUGGUAUUUCUCAUAUCAAGGAUUCUUUGAUCGGUUCUGAGGAUGGUAAGGGUCGCGGUAUUUCUGGUGGUGAGAAACGUCGAGUUGGGAUCGCUUGUGAAUUGGUAACCAGCCCAAGCAUAUUGUUCCUUGAUGAGCCAACGAGUGGUCUCGAUGCAUACAAUGCUUUCAACGUUAUCGAAUGUCUUGUCAACCUGGCCAAAACCUACAAAAGAACGGUUAUAUUCACCAUCCAUCAACCAAGAUCUAAUAUCGUGGCUUUGUUCGAUAGAUUAUUACUUCUCGCCAAAGGAAGAACGGUCUAUUCUGGCGAGUUCAGCCUCUGUCAAGAUUAUUUCGAUCACAUUGGCUACUCCUGCCCACCUGGAUUCAACAUUGCUGAUUACUUGGUCGAUUUGACAAUGCAUGUUGGGGCUCCUCGUACCCCGAUUGACGAUACUACAUCUGAUUUCAGACAUGGCGUAACACCAAGCGUUGGCGCAAGCAGUACUAGGGCGGUGAAAUCAAUUGCAAGCAUCUCUGGUGGUAGUAUAGAAGAGCCUGUAGUUGGUAGCCCAAGCGAGUCUCUAUUAAGACCUAAAGGCAAACGUCGCGACUCGGUAAAGGCAAGGCAAGAAAGGGAACUUUUUACUCGCAAGAGGAGUGGGAUCGAGACGCCUACUUCUCAACCCGAUGAAGCGCCUGUAGACCCAGAGGCCAAUCAGCAUUGGCUCAGAAUGUCAAGACAGCAUUCUUCUAUCGCCGAAGAUCCAGAUAAUCUGCCGCCAGAUGCACCCGGAACUGGAUCAGAUUUAGAUAUCCUGGUCUCGGCUUACGCAAAUUCACCAAUCUCACGAGACUUUCAAGAUGACCUAAAAAAUGCUGUGUCAUCUGCUCAAAGUGCCAAUGGCAGUAUGAAUGGUCAUGUACAGGAAAACAGUACAUCAACCACAAGUACUAUGGGAAGAGGAUAUGCAAGAGUUGGAUACCUUCGACAAUUUGUAAUUCUCUCUCAACGCACCUGGCGCAAUCUUUACAGAAACCCUAUGUUGAUGUUGACACACUACGCAAUCGCGAUCUUGUUGGCCGUUCUCUCCGGAUUCCUGUUUUAUGGCCUUACAGAUGACAUCCCCGGUUUCCAGAAUCGCUUGGGAUUGUUCUUCUUCAUUCUCGCACUUUUCGGUUUCAGUACUCUGUCCAGUUUGAACGUCUUCGCUACUGAGCGUAUGGUUUUCGUUAGAGAAAGAGCAAAUGGGUACUACUCGCCCAUCACCUAUUUCUUAGCCAAAGUUGUCUUUGAUAUUGUUCCACUUCGCAUUAUUCCUCCUUUAAUCAUGGGUUCUAUUUUAUACCCCAUGACUGGACUUGUAGCCGAAGCUCCCAACUUCUUCAAAUUCCUCCUCAUCCUCGUCCUCUUUAAUCUCGCCGCUGCUGCCAUUUGUCUCUUCCUUGGUAUCGUCUUCAAAGAUAAUGGUGUUGCAAGUCUCAUCGGAAGUCUCGUCAUGCUCUUUAGUCUCCUCUUUGCCGGUCUCCUCCUUAAUCACGAUGCGAUCCCCAAGUCUGCUCUUUGGCUACAAUCCCUGUCGAUAUUCCAUUACGGCUUCGAAUCUCUCAUAGUAAAUGAAGUAACGUACCUAACACUGGUCGAUCAGAAAUACAAACUUGACAUCACUGUUCCCGGUGCAGUUAUUCUCAGUAGCUUUGGGUUUGAUACCCAGGCGUUUUGGCCAGAUGCGAUUAAUUUGGCGAUUGUUGCCGGUUCCUUUAUCUUCUUAGCGUAUGUGGCGAUGCAUUUCUUGUUGGUGGAGAGACGGUAA
Sclerotinia sclerotiorum 1980 UF-70 is the source of this 3225-nucleotide messenger RNA. RefSeq lists its product as hypothetical. Gene Ontology annotation, cellular component: membrane. The record is from RefSeq and is a predicted model, not a curated record. Gene Ontology annotation, molecular function: ATP binding; ABC-type transporter activity; ATP hydrolysis activity. NCBI's taxonomy places the organism in Eukaryota, Fungi, Ascomycota, Leotiomycetes, Helotiales, Sclerotiniaceae. The coding region runs from base 1 to 3225 and encodes 1074 amino acids. The transcript has 4 exons.